Molecule: messenger RNA, 3533 nt
Organism: Ricinus communis (castor bean)
Lineage: Eukaryota; Viridiplantae; Streptophyta; Magnoliopsida; Malpighiales; Euphorbiaceae
Product: glutamate receptor 2.9
Cellular component (GO): plasma membrane
Molecular function (GO): glutamate-gated receptor activity
Source: RefSeq, a predicted model, not a curated record
UAUCAUGAUUUGCAUGUAACUUAAUUUCAUAACAGAAUGACGAUAUCCUUUAGCAACUCAACUGCAAAAAUUUGCCUUCUUUUUCUUGUACUUGACUCAUUUUUCCUGCUCAAAGCUAUCAGUGAUGAUAAUACAGAAGUUAUAAACAUUGGUGCAAUCAUUGAUGUACAUUCAAGAAUUGGGAAGGAAGAGAAAACUGCCAUGGAUAUAGCUGUUCGGAACUUUAACAACGCCUCAAGAAAACACAUAUCUCUUCACUUCCAAGACCACCAAAGGCAGCUCCUCCAAGCUGCUCAAGCUGCUGAAAGAUUGAUAAAAAAGAAGGCAGUGAAAGCAAUUAUUGGUAUGGAUAUAUGGGAAGAGGCAGCUUUAGUUGCUGAUAUUGGAAGUCAAGCUCAAGUUCCUGUGUUUUCAUUUUCUGCACCUGCUACUACACCGCCAUUAGCGCAAUCUCGUUGGCCUUUCUUGGUGAGAAUGGUUUACAAUAAUUCUGAACAAAUGAGAUGCAUUGCAGAACUUGCUCGGUUGUAUAAUUGGAGGAGGGUUGUAACAGUUCAUGAAGAUAAUACUAAUGGUGGUGAUUUUGGGGAGUUAAUACUUCUAUCUCAGGCUCUACAAGAGGUUGGUUCACAGAUUGAGCACAGCUUAGUUCUUCCACCAUUUUCUUUACCAUUUGAUCCAAAAGAAAUUAUAAAAGAAGAACUAACAAAGCUGCAAGAAGUAAAAUCACGGGUUUUUAUCGUUCUUCAAACAUCAUUGCCUUUGGCAAUACAUUUGUUAAGAGAAGCUAAAGAGAUGGGAAUGGUAGGGAAAGACUCGGUAUGGAUACUUACAGACACAGUUACAAGUUUCCUCGACUCAGUCGACACUUCUGUUAUUCACACCAUGGAAGGUGCUCUAGGAAUCAAGACCAACUAUUCUGAUAGUAGCAGUGAAUACAAAAGUUUCUAUUCCCAGUUCCGGCGAAAUUUUAGCUCUACUUAUCCUGAAGAAGAUAAUUUCGAUCCAGGGUUUUAUGCUCUACGAGCAUAUGAUAGCAUUACAACAAUCAUAAAGGCGAUGGAGAGAAUGUCUAGUAACAUUAGUAAUUCUAAAGUGUUCUUGAACGACAUCUUAUCAAGUAAUUUCACUGGUUUAAGUGGUCAGAUACAUUUCAGAUCAGGAGAGUUACUGCAUAGUCCUAAACUGAGGAUUGUGAAUGUAGUUGGAAAGAAAUAUAAGGAGAUAGACUUCUGGUUGCCGAAGUUUGGAUUCUCAAAAGGCAGAAAAGAUGAUGAAGAUGAAAAUGGUGGUGGUAGUAUGGGAUUAGAAGGUCCAGUGAAUUGGCCUGGGGACCUAAAACGGAUCCCAAAAGGCUGGGCAAUGCCUUCAAAUGCAAAACCAAUGAUUAUUGGUGUUCCAGGAAGAACAUCAUUUGAGAAAUUCGUGAAAGUAGUGAACGCAAGUGAGAAUAGAUAUGAUGGUUAUUGCAUUGAACUCUUCCGCAAGGUGAUAGAGGUAUUGGGUUAUAAUCUAUAUCACAGAUUUGUACCGUAUAAUGGCAUCUAUGACGAUCUGGUGAAUCAUCUAUAUAACAAGACAUAUGAUGCCAUUGUCGGAGAUAUCACAAUACUAGCUGAAAGAUCAGACAAAGUAGAAUUCACCCAACCAUAUGCAGAAUCAGGGCUGUCAAUGGUAGUUACUGUCAAGUCUGAAGAGUCGGCCUGGAUGUUUAUGAAGCCAUUUACUUGGGAAAUGUGGGCGGUCACUGGUGCCAUCUUGAUCUACACAAUGUUCAUAGUUUGGUUUUUGGAGCACCAAACAAAUCCUGAAUUUAGAGGUCCAUGGAAGAAUCAGAUGGGCACUGCAGUUUUGUUCACUUUCUCUUCUCUUUUCUUUGCUCAUAGGGAGAAAGUUUACAGUAACCUCACUCGCUUGGUGGUUGUAGUUUGGCUAUUUGUUGUCUUGAUUUUAAAUUCAAGUUACACUGCCAAUUUAACUUCAAUGCUUACAAUCCAGCGACUGCAGCCAAAUGUUACUGAUAUUGAGUGGUUAAAAAGAAACAAUUUACCAGUCGGAUGUGAUGGGGAUUCAUUUGUAAGAAAAUACCUAGAGAAUGUGCUGCAGUUCAGACCAGAGAAUAUCAAGAACGUUAGUAGUGAAUACAGUUACCCCGGAGAGUUUCAAAAGAAAACAAUCUAUGCUGCUUUUCUGGAACUACCAUAUCAGAAAGUUUUCAUGAACCAUUACUGCAAGAACUACAUUGCCAACACACCAACCCAUAGAUUUGGAGGAUUAGGCUUUGCAUUUCAGAAAGGGUCCCCAAUUGCAGCUGAUGUUUCAAAAGCCAUAUUGAAGCUAUCAGAGGAUGGAAGCCUGAAGAAAUUGGAAGAUAAGUGGUUCACUCCAUCAUCACAAUGUGCUAGCAAUGCAAAUGAUAACAGAAAUGAAAGCUUGAGCCUGCAAAAUUUCUGGGGUCUAUACCUUAUAUCUGGUGCCACCUCUACCAUUUGUUUUCUACUAUUUCUAAUUCACUUGCUAAAGAAGUAUUGGCAUGACCAAAAUGUAGAACAACCCAAACCCGUUUUCUCUCCAUCACUUGAUGUUCAUCAAUUCUUCUCUUCAAGUUGGGACUCCACCAAUUCUAGCAUUCAAGACAGUCUUUCAGCCUCUACUGCUGCUGAGGUAGAAGUUCUGAAUAUUCCUGAGAAUCUUCAAAGUCCUGAUCAACAACUGAAAUCAGACGUGUAAAAUUCCAGUCACUGACAUCUCAUAAGGAGAAAAUUCUAACUGUAAAAUUCAUUAAAUUUUAAGUCAACUUAAAAGAUGUAUAGUUUAGAUGUAUUAGUAGUUUGGAUAUUAUGGAUAUUUUAGGGUGUAUCUUCAAACUAGUGUAAGCAAAAGAAAAACAUAGAUUUAAAUAAUAGCAAUUCAGUUAAUUGCAGGUCUUGUGGCAAAUGGAGCUUUUACUUAUGUGCUGUCCCUCAAACUGUCAAAGAGGAGAUAUUGCAGACCUUGCAAUUCUGUGAGGGAGAGUUGCCUGUAAGAAAUACCUUGGGAUCUCUUUUCUUUCAACUAGAUUGGAUAAUAAGCAUUGUGAAGGGCUGGUCCGUAUAAUUAUUAAAAGGAAUUCAAUCCUGGACUAUUUAGCACUUGUCAUAUGCAGGAAGGAUUUAGCUGGUUAAUGCUGAAUUGAGAAGCGUGAUUACUUAUUGGCAUUUCCAUUUUCAUUUUGCCAAAAGCUGUUCAGCUUUAGCGAAGUUUUAGUUGAGAAUGACCAUGAUGCUUCUAGCAAAGGAGGGUUAGUGGCUUCAGCUUCGCUUGUAAAAAUAAGAACCAAAGGGGCACAGGCAUUAAAUAUAUGAUUAAUUUGGAAUCAAGAUGCAGAAAUCAAACAUGUCUGGGUUUGGUGACUGGUAAGCAUUGUCUUUGGGUCACAUGGGUUAUAGCUAACAUAUUAGAAAAACCUCAGUUUUGGGGUAUUAACGAAUCAUGCAAGUUGGAUAUGGAGAAAUCUUCUUCCGUUCAAUAUUUAAUGAUAUGUUUUUGUUCAA